AUGUCGUCUCCCAGCCCUGGCAAGAGACGUAUGGACACCGAUGUGAUUAAACUCAUUGAGAGCAAGCAUGAAGUUACCAUCUUGGGAGGAUUAAAUGAAUUCAUUGUUAAAUUUUAUGGUCCAUCAGGAACGCCUUAUGAAGGUGGAGUGUGGAAAGUGAGGGUGGACCUUCCUGAAAAGUAUCCGUUCAAAUCUCCCUCGAUAGGUUUUAUGAAUAGAAUAUUCCAUCCGAAUAUAGAUGAAGUUUCUGGAACUGUAUGUUUGGAUGUUAUUAAUCAAGCAUGGACAGCCCUCUAUGAUUUGUCCAACAUCUUUGAAUCUUUCUUGCCACAAUUGUUAACCUACCCUAACCCCAUCGAUCCAUUAAAUGGUGAUGCAGCAGCCAUGUAUUUGCAUAAACCUGAGGAAUAUAAGAAGAAAGUUCAAGAGUAUGUGAAAAAAUAUGCAACAGAAGAAGCAUUGCGGGAGCAGGAACAUACCUCAACAUCGACCGAGAGUUCCAUGUCGGAUUUCUCAGAGGAUGAGCCAUCCACUGUUGGCAUCUUUUUAACUACUGCUUCUUCCUGCUGUCUCGCAACCCCUCCCAUCAGUCAUUCCACCUUCCCCCUCUUUUCCCCUAGACCUCCCCCACACUUUCCCCUGUCAGCAACCUUUAUCAUUAUUCUUCCCCUUACAACUCCUAACCAAAGUCUGUCUGUGUUGGCGGAAAAAAUUUUAAAAAAUUAA
This is a messenger RNA of Acanthosepion pharaonis, 726 nucleotides long. NCBI's taxonomy places the organism in Eukaryota, Metazoa, Mollusca, Cephalopoda, Sepiida, Sepiidae. The record is from the annotation of a GenBank genome assembly.